AUGUGGACGAGCGUCAUCUACUUCGCUUAGGUCAUGGUGAAGAAGAAUUAAAUACUGAACUAAGUUUUAGUAAAUAUGGUCGUGUUAACUCAUUUUUGGAGAAACGACUCGCGCUGCUUUCUGAAGUAGAUCGUCUUUCUCAGUCAUUAGAAAUUGGUGGUGAGCAUGGAUACACAUGUGAAACUGCCGGAUACUUUUAUUUGUAUCACGUUUUAUCAAGAUGGGAACCUUAUAUAGAUAAAUGUAGACAAGGAUUAGAGAAUGGCAAUAUCAGUGUAGAGACAAUAAGAAACGAAUUUCCUUUUAGUAAUUACUUUUGUAAUGCUCCACAACCACUCUUUCCAGAAGAUGCUAAUUAUGCUGAAACACUAGAGAUUGCUGAGGGAUGCUUUCGACAUAUCGAAAAGAUUUUUACAGAGCUUGAAGAAAUUCGUGGAUUCGAGUUAUUGCGAACAAGUUACGAUAGAGCUAAUUAUUUGUUAACUAAAGAAGCUAAAAUCAUUGCAAUGACUUGUACGCAUGCAGCACUCAAGGCAAAUGGUCGAAAACAUUUUGGAAGGUGGUAUAUACCCAAAGAAAAAAUUUUAAUGCAACGACGCGAGCUAUCUUUAUUGGCAUUCAAAUAUGAUAAUGUCGUGAUGGAAGAAGCAGCUCAAAUAUUAGAAGUGGAGACUUUUAUCCCUUUACUUUUGCAAGAAACUGAAGAUGGCCGAAGUAGAUUAAAAAGAGUAGUGAUGAUUGGAGAUCAUAAUCAAUUACCUCCUGUUGUUAAAAAUAUGGCAUUCCAGCAAUACGGCAAUAUGGAGCAGAGUUUAUUUACUCGAUUUGUCAGGCUCGGAGUUCCUACUGUUGAUUUAGAUGCGCAGGGUCGUUCGAGACCGUCAAUUGCGAAAUUGUACAAUUGGAGAUAUAAAAAUUUGGGAGAUCUACCGUCUGUUACUGAACAAGAGGAAUACAAAUAUGCAAAUUCUGGAUUUACCUACGAUUAUCAAGUAAUAAAUGUCGACAAUUAUAUGGGCAAAGGUGAGACCGAGCCCGUCCCAUAUUUCUAUCAGAAUCUCGGAGAAGCGGAAUUCAUUGUUGCGGUGUAUCAAUAUAUGCGAUUAUUAGGGUACCCAUCGGAUAAAAUUUCCAUUUUGACUACGUAUAAUGGACAAAAAGCUUUAAUAAGAGACGUAUUAAAGCAACGGUGUUCUUGGAAUCCUUUGUUUGGCCGUCCAGCCAAAGUGACCACUGUUGAUAAAUUUCAAGGACAGCAGAACGACUAUAUUCUUUUAUCUUUGGUACGAACAAAGUCUGUUGGACAUAUUCGAGACGUAAGACGUCUUAUUGUUGCAAUGUCUCGUGCUCGAUUGGGAUUAUAUGUUUUCUGUCGUCUUGCUUUAUUUAAAAACUGUUAUGAAUUGACACCGACAUUCGAUGAAUUGUUAAAACGCCCUACUAAGUUGAGUCUGAAGAUUAACGAGAUGUGGCCUUCAAAGAGAAAUGUCGAGGACAAUGGUGACUCAUAUGAAGUAUCUGACGUAGAACAUAUUGGGAAGUAUGUAUAUCAAAUGAUGCAAGAGCAGUUGGCGUAUGCUAAGCAACAAAAAGCGAAAUCGGAAGAUACAUCUGACGAAAUGAGAGAAUCAGAAUAA
Racocetra persica is the source of this 1637-nucleotide messenger RNA. The record is from the annotation of a GenBank genome assembly. NCBI's taxonomy places the organism in Eukaryota, Fungi, Glomeromycota, Glomeromycetes, Diversisporales, Gigasporaceae.